Molecule: messenger RNA, 5794 nt
Organism: Bicyclus anynana (squinting bush brown)
Lineage: Eukaryota; Metazoa; Arthropoda; Insecta; Lepidoptera; Nymphalidae
Product: splicing factor, arginine/serine-rich 19-like
Exons: 1
Coding region: 517-2217 (566 amino acids)
Source: RefSeq, a predicted model, not a curated record
UAGACAAAAUUUUGAUUUCGGUCUCUAUUACAAAUAGGUACUCAAAAAAAGUGUUGAUGCUUUCUGUAGUAAAUCUUAACCACGAUCAUCCAAACAAAUUUUAAGACAAAUUAUUUGUGUAUACCAAGUUUAGUAUCAAUUAAAAUUAAGUCAAUAAACCAAAGUUUCUAUUUUAUGCGAUUGGAAAAUCAUUUAGAAAGGGUCGACUACGGAUGGAAGUGUUCCGUGGUCGAGAAAAACUUACAACCUGCAUAAUCAGCUGUCAGUGAGAUAGAUCAUCUGUCCCUGUAAAUAUAAAAGCUAAAACAAUCAAAACACUGUGCCGUUUCGCGUGUGUGAAUAAUGAAGUGAGCGAUUCUUCGACGAAGAUGUGAGUGUGACGCUGCGCUCGGCGGGCCCAGCACCGACACAGAAAUGGGAUAAUAACCUAUCAGCGAGCGAGUCGAGCGCCAUGGCCGGAGCCCCCUGAGGUCGCACGGGGAGUUUCUCACACGAGCGGUCAGCAGGCGCGCCACCAUGGCCGGCGACUUCCCCUUCCCGGGGAAGAUGGUCAGCCCGCUCAAGUGCAACGAGAAGCCGUGGGACUUGUGGGUCAGCGAGCUCGGGCACCGCUCCCCGCGGCCUGACGACGACGGCGCUUUCACGGCGCCGGCGGCCGUGGACAAGGCGCCGGGCGCGCGGCGCAAGCAGCGGCGCUACCGGCGCGCCGGCGUCAGCCGCCUGCGGCCCGACAGCAUGGCGCUGCACGGGCUGUUCCCGCAGCUCGACGCGCUGGACGCGGCCGUGUGCCACAUGUGCGGCAGCGUGGUCAAGUGCAGCGCCGCGCUGCGCCACCUGCGCGAGCGGCACGACGGCGCCGAGCCGCUGCUGCCGCCGCCGCCGCCCACCGUCAAGCUCAAGGCGGCGCCGCGCAGCCGCCACAAGCGCGAGCCGCCGCCGCCGCCGCCGCCGCCCGCCGAGCCGCCGCCCGAGCCCGCGCCCGCGCCGCCGCCGCCGCCCGCGCGCGUCGUGCUGCCGCCGCCCGACCUCGCCUUCGUGGAGGAGGCGGCCGCGGCGCUCGGCGAGGUGCAGGUGAGCCUCGAGAGCGGCGAGCUGCCCGUCGUCAGCAUACAGGACACCGAGGAGCUGCACCUCGGCGAGACUCUGACGGACGACAUCUUCGCGAUCAUGAACUCGGAGGGGAUCCAGAGCGCGGAGGACAUCACGAACAUAGCGGACUGGAAGAACAUCAUACAGGACAUCGGCAACAUGCAGGAUAUCAACUUCCCGCCCGCCGUGGACGCGGUGCAGCCGCAGGACCUGUACCCCGCGGUGGAGGCGUCGCUGGCCGGCUACGCCAUCAGCGACGCCGACCUGCCCGCCCUGCACUUCGCGCCCGCCCCCUCCGCCUCCCCCCUUCUGCCGUCUGUGAUAGAUAAUAGUUUACUCAACGUUCAAGCUUUAAAACCGGCGCCGGCGACGCCCUCGACGAAGGGUUCGUCGCGCAAGUCCAGCAAGACGAAGUUCAACCUCCGAGAGUACGACCCCAACAAGCACUGCGGGGUCGUGACCGCCGAGAACCCCAAGCCGUGCACGCGCUCGCUCACGUGCAAGGCGCACGCUCUGUCGCUGCGGCGCACGGUGGAGGGGCGCGUCAAGCCGUUCGACACGCUGCUCGCCGAGCACCGAGCGUCGCGCGACGCGCAGCAGGCGCCGGCGCCGGCGCCCCCGCCGCCUCCGCCGCCGCCGCCCGUGGCGCCCGCCGAGCGCGCGCCCAGCCCCGAGCCGGCGCGCAGCCCUGCGCCGCCGGACGCACCGGCGCCGGCCGACGUGUGCUGGUACGCGGCGGUGCCGCGCCCGCUGGCGUUGUGCACGUUCAACGCGGCGCACGCGGGCGGCGCGGUGACGCUGGGCAAGAAGUUCGCGACGGUCCGCAGCAACAUCAAGUCGUCGUUGUCGCGCUCCAGCAAGGCGGCGGGCGCGGCCGGCUACUACGACCGCGGCCUGGCGAUGGCCAAGACGUUGCACGCGAACAGCGCCAGUAAAACGAACAAGCCGGAAGUGCGGAAACUGAUAGUGACGUGCAGUGCGGGCGACAAGCGCGUGGCGCACGCGCUGGGCGACCUGUUCGACGUGCGCCACGUCAACGGACACGUGGAGCGCAAGGCGCGGCUCAAGGGCAAGCGCGGGGACCUGCCCUUCGCGCUCGACCCGCUGCUGGCCGACGAGAAGUGUUGAGCGCGCCCGCGAGAGUGACGCUUCUUACGCAUUCUGUGUCAAGUCGAAUUUAAUUUAUUCCCAGCGAAGCGACACCUCUCAGUGGCCGGGCAUCGGUGACCGAGUUGUGUUGCAAACAUUAACUGUACGUUAAAUGCCCCCACAUCGAGUGUGCAGUAAGAAGCCUCGCUUGGACUAUUGUAUAUUUAUUUUUCUGUAAAGAAUCGAAUCGGACUCAUUGUAAAUGUUAUAAUCACGAAUUUUGUCCCUGACGGAAUAUAAAUGUUAUGAUAAUGUUAAAUCUCAUUUUUUGUCGAGAAGCGAACUAAUGUUUGUAUUAUUUUGUAUAUUAUUUAUAAGAUUUUUUUAUUGCCGACGCGCUACUGUCGGUCUGUCGUCAGAUUAAUAGAUUAUGCAGAAUGGUUGUAUUUUUUCGAAUGACUUAACUCAUUGUUACAGAAAUGAAUACUGAAAAUGGCCUAGGAUUAAUGUUUAAUGUGAUGAAAAUUUCCAUGUAAAAAUAUAAAUACUAUUAAAUAAGUGUAUGAGUAAUAGUAAAUCGCCUCCUUUCGAAAAUACCUCAAUAACUAAAAUGUUUUGUUUGAAUUCUCUUCGCAGACUGGUUUGAAUAAUUAUGAUGUUCCCGCGUUGGUGAAAGCCAUGGAACUCUUUGCACUGACUCAUUUGUUACCAAUUGUUAAUAAUUUUUUGAUAAAUUCAUAAUUAUAAUUAAUAUUCUAUUAAGCCACAUAUUCAUUAGCAUACAUUGUUGUGAACCAAUGUUUUAGAUGCAAAACAUAUGCACAAUACUUUUGUAACUUUAUUUCAUGAACAGAUACAUUGUGAUGUGUUCAGGACUAAAUUUAGAGGAGGGUAACCAAGGUUAGACUACACAAUGGCCUCCAUCAGAGCGAUAUUGGUGUAAAUAUUUUUAAUCCAUACUGAAUAAGAUAUAAAACUCCAAAUAAUGUUAUUACCUGACAACAACAUGAUCAUUUGAUGUUAUUCAUGAAAAUCGGCUCAGUAGAUUUCUUACGCAGUUGCAUAUGGUUUAAAAUAAGAAACUCAUUUAUUGAAAUCUGUUGUUUUUUUUUCUUUUCAAAUAUUAUAGACCUUGAAUUUUCUCUAAAUUCUGCCCUGAAUUUACCUAAAGCAAUUGCAUCUGAAACAUUGGUAGUAGUGAAUGUGGGGCUUUAUAAACGUAAUUUUCAUUUAGGCUCAAUUGCCAUACCCAUUUUUGACAAGGCAUCGACAGUCUUUAUCAGUUUUACGGCCCCUUCACACUAGCUGUUGAACGUUGCGAUUAUAUGACACGAAUAUAGGUACUAUCCGCGAGACUUAAUAGCGCUCGCGAAUCUCAUGGAAAGUAAAUUUAUAGGUAAAUAAACAGAUUUCUGUGCAUAGAAUUGUUAAUUACUAGGCAAUAGAAAUAGGGUUUACCAUUCCAAACUAUGGAGGUAAGUCAUCGCCGCCUAGCUCUAGAGUUGGAACUCUAUGUAGACAUACAUUCCUUUUUAUAUACUGACAUACAUAACAUGUCAUCGAAUGUAAGACAGUGUUGUUAGAAAUACAGGUGGUUAAUGUUACACUUAGGCCAGUGCCGGAUUAAACGCGGGGUCUGUAGCAAAUGUAAUCAGGGGCCCUUUUAGUUUAAAAAAAAUACUUAUUUUGACGUCCUCUGUGGCGCAGUGGUAUACGCGGUGGAUUUACAAGACGGAGGUCCUGGGUUCGAUCCCCGGCUGGGCCGAUUGAGGUUUUCUUAAGUGGUCCAGGUCUGACUGGUGGGAGGCCUCGGCCGUGGCUAGUUACUGACAAAGACGUACCGCCAAGCGAUUAAGCAUUCCGGUAUGAUGUCGUGUAGAAACCGAAAGGGGUGUGGAUUUCAUCCUCCUCCUAACAAGUUAGUCCACUUCCAUCUUAGAUUGCAUCAUCACUUACUUGUAAAGAAUAAAAAAAAACAUUUCUUUUCUAUCGCGUGUCCUGUCUUACUCAAUUUCCCCUGAAUCUUUUUUUGUAGUUACAAAAAAAAAGAUUCAGAGAAUCCCCCAACGCGGGGCUCCCUUUAGUCGCGAAGUCUGUAGCAAAUGCCACCUACCGCCCUGUGCGUAAUCCGGCGCUGACUUAGGCGACAGAUAUAAAUACAUAUUUCUAUUGCCUUACUAUUAAAUGUUUUAUGAAAUUGAUGGACGAGAGUGCCACUUUCAUUUCACUUGCUCAACUAUAUAAUAACGUCUCUUUGACUAUACAAUGGUGUUUAUGCCUUCUGUUAUGUGUUUGGAAUUGUUUGUAUUAUGUCCUUCAUGUCUUCAUUGAUGAUGUGGAGGAGCUAUAACACUUGAAAAAUGCGUCUGAGAAUCUUUCUCAGAUCUUUGCUUUGAUGUGUCUUAUUACCAAGGGUCAUUUUUUUACUCUCAGUUAUUUGUAUGUGCUUUUUUUAUAACAAUGUUAAUGACCUACAGAAUUAUUCAAAACACUAUUAAAAAUUUAGGAAAAAAUUCAACUCUCCUGCUGCAGGCCAUUUGAGUGCCCUAGCAUGCGUUAGUCAGGGCUCCAGAGUGAGCAACCUCCUCACAAUACGCGCCGUCUCAAGACCAAAAGGUCGGUUACAGAAGGCAGUUAUUCUUUUGUUUCUUUGUUCAAAAAAGUUCCAUUUGUAUUCAUUCAGUAGUUUCAGCGUGAUGCCCAGUCAACAAAAAAACAAAAGGCAGGCACGGCAAGGCUUUCCUAGGCACGGUGCUUAUAACGAAUUUUUCAGUUUUUUUGUUUCUUUGUUGAAAAAUUUUCAAGUGUUAAAGCUCUUCUACACCAUCGACCAGAUGUAGAGGAUACCAUCACUUAUCCCCAUGACGGCCUCUGUGGCGCAGUGGUAUGCGCGGUGGAUUUACUAGACGGAGGUCCUGGGUUCGACCCCCGGCUGGGCCGUUUAAGAUUUUCUAAAUCGGUCCAGGUCUGGCUGGUGAGCUAGGCCGUGGCUAGUUACCAUCCUCACGGGAAAGACGUACCGCCAUGCGAUUUAGUGUUCCGGUACAAUGUCGUGUAGAAACCGAAAGGGGUGUGGAUGUUCAUCCAACUCCUUACAAGUUAGCCGUUGCCAUCUUAGUUGCAUCAUCACUUACCAUCAGGUGAGAUUGUAGUCAAGGGCUAACUUGUAAAGCAUAAAUUAAAAAUAAAAUCCCAACUCAGACGGCAGCCAGAGUGAGCAAACAAUCGCCAAGUCUACCACGCCCAUAAGUCUGUACAGUAAUUGUAAAAAGCAAAGAUUUUUUUGAUUGUGUGUAGCAAAUAGGCUUCUAAACAACUGAAUCGAUUUUAAAAAUUCUUUCAUCAAUGAAAAGCUUCAUUAUUAGCGAGUAAUAUACGCUAUAUUAUUCGCAUAUUCUCACGAGAAUCGGAAAAAGCCGCGCUAGGUUUAGUAUUAUACAAAGACUUAAUUUGUCGUCGCAGUGUUUACGCAGCACAAAAUGUUCAAUGGCUAGGGAAACGCCAGUGUGAAGGGACUGUUAGUAUACCUACUUAAAUUAUGUAACCAGUAUAACUUCGAUAACUGAAAAAUAUCUACAAAAUCAAUGGAAAAAAUAAAUUUAUCAAAAUAGGUAAA